CUGGGAAGGUGCCGUCUCAGGCUCUCGCUGUUGGACACACAAGAGGAAAAAAAAAAAUCCCCCAAAAAAAACAACAACCUUUGCUUCCAGUGGCGAGGGGGGACAGCGUCACAUGACUCCGGUCACCCUACCCUAUGUGACAGUAUGUAGAAGCCCUGGUUCCUCUUAUCCAAUCAUGCCUGGAAUGCUGCUUGUCACUUAGGCUAUUUCUGCUAUCUGUCGCUAUCAGGACUGCACUGCUAACAGUUUGGCCGAUGGGACGCUUUUUCCUGGAGUUUGUUUUUGGUUUUUGACUGCUGGCAGAGCCUGAGACGUCGCUCCCUCGUCCUUUUUCCUGCCCGUCGUUAAAACCAUGGCCCAUCGGCUACGGUUUCAUUUCGGCUCCGGCAGAAGCAAUACAGCUCCCGAGUCAGACGUCCUAGACCAGGAGAGAGAAGACGACUUUUUCAUGGCAUUCCAUACCCUGCCGAGGAGGAACGGGACUCACGUCUUCACGAGGCACUACGAAGAUAGAGAGUUCCAAGAAGAAGGGGCUCUGAAACGAAGCACGUCCAUGUUUAUUCCACAGCUGCUGCAGAACAUCGACGUGCGCCCCACCAGAAGCUCUUCUAUGCAGAUCUCUCUCCAGAGGAAAGGGCCAAACGACGGCGCCGACGAGUGCGAGAGCGGGGAGUUCUCGGAAGAGAUGCUGUCCUGCGGUUUUGAGGACUUCAAUGAGCACUACAUAUCGGCUGUAAGAAAAAAUUCCUCUACUGUAAGUACUCCGCAGGAUACUCCUAGUAAUUCGCCGCCCCAUGUAUACGAGUCUGGGAGGCUGCAAGUCAACGGGGCCGUUUCCUUCCCGCCAAGAUUUUCCGGCCGUCGCUUUGCGGAGCAAAAUGGGAAUAUUCACUAUGGCACCGAUGGAGAGGAAGAGGUGAACGUGCCUACGUGCAGCAAAAAUAUUGGCGGAGUCCGAAUAAACAGUCAGACUUUCGCCCCCGACAUUCGACAGGUGAGACUGGUUUCACCCGACCACGAUGCCCAAAACGGGUCUAGCACCGAACCGAGACGUUGGUCGCUACAGCAUCUUCCGGACACGUCGGGGAGUCCAGGGAAGAGAUGUUUCGUUUUCCAGCUUCAGCAAUCUCAGACUACCAACUGUAGUCUGGGGGGAGAGUACAAUUUUGGGUUUACCGGUACGAAGGGAGACCGACUGGUUCGAUAUCCUCGUAUUCGACUGGAAAGGAGUACCUCCUACCCACUGCAACCACGUCCCGAGACCAUCAGCCCCGUGGAGAACGGGGCGAAUACAGAAGGCAGGUCUUGUAGUCAGGACUUUACUGAUAAUAGUCCGAAUGAUUCCAGAGAACGGCCCUUGCCGGGACAGGGGUGCUCGUUUAAAAUUAGACAAGAGCAAAAUGUUAGGCAGCCACAUUUUAGGAUACUGGUAACUCGUGGGAACGAAGAGCAGAAUAGCGACCAAGGGCAAAAUAUUGCUGGAAAUUCUGGAUCAGCAGCCGGAAAUGACACGACGAGAGAUGACUUCUUGGGUCAAGUUGACGUGCCUCUAAACCACUUACCGACCGAAGAUCCAAUAAUGGAGAGGCCGUAUACAUUCAAAGACUUUUUACUGAGACCAAGAAGCCACAAGUCUCGGGUGAAAGGUUUCCUGAGAUUAAAGAUGGCGUAUUUGCCAAAGAACGGGGCACAGGAGGAAGAAACCAGUGAGCAGAGGGAAGAAGCGGAGCAUGCCUGGGAUGUUGUAGACUCAAAUGACUCUACCUCUCCACACCAACAAGAGCCGCCGGCUCCCCCUAUGCCUCCAGGAUGGGAGGAGAAAGUGGACAAUCUUGGGCGUACAUAUUAUGUUAACCAUAAUAACAGGACCACACAGUGGCACCGGCCAAGCCUAAUAGAUGUCCCAUCCGAAACCGAUAAUAACAUCAGACACAUACAGCAAGAGGCCCACCGAGUUUUCCGGUCCAGGAGACACAUUAGUGAAGACCUUGAGCCAGAAUAUGUAGAAGGAACAGAUAUAGCAGAGCCAUGGGAGACCAUUUCUGAAGAAAUGAGUCUGAGCAGUGACACUCUGAACGCACCGCUGCCACCACCUGCCUCUCCAGUCUCCCGGGCCAGCGCUUUGGAACUUUCUGAGGAGCUUAACCGGAGGCUACAGAUUAAUUCGGAGUCCAAUGGGGAACAGUUCAGUUCACUUAUUCAGAGGGAACCUUCCACGAGGUUGCGGUCUUGCAGCGUGACAGAUGGCGUCGCUGAGCAGGUUCAUUUAGCAAUGCCAACCACCCCAACGGGAAGAACGCGAUCUUCAACUGUGACGGGGGGAGAGGAAUACACGCCAUCCGUGGCCUAUGUACAUACCACUCCGGGCUUACCGUCAGGCUGGGAAGAAAGGAAAGACGCUAAAGGACGUACAUAUUAUGUCAAUCAUAAUAAUCGCACAACAACAUGGACCCGUCCAAUUGUGCAGCACGCUGAAGAUGGUGCGGUCGGAUCCACCUCAAACAGUAGCAACCAUCUGAGUGAACCUCAGAUCAGGCGGCCUCGUAGUCUCAGUUCCCCCACAGUUACUUUAUCUGCUCCACUUGAGGGUGCAAAAGACUUCCCAGUGCGCCGCGCAGUGAAGGAUACAUUGUCCAACCCACAGUCUCCACAACCAUCUCCUUAUAAUUCUCCUAAACCACAACACAAAGGGGCACAGAGCUUCUUACCGCCAGGUUGGGAGAUGAGAAUAGCUCCAAAUGGCAGGCCAUUCUUUAUUGACCAUAAUACCAAAACUACCACUUGGGAGGAUCCGCGCUUGAAAUUCCCUGUACACAUGAGAACCAAAGCUUCUUUAAAUCCCAACGAUCUGGGACCUCUACCGCCGGGCUGGGAGGAGAGGAUACACUUAGACGGCAGAACCUUCUACAUAGAUCACAGAAGUCAAGGUUUGAUGUGUGGAGACAAUGGUAACGGACGUUUAGUGCCCUCUUACGAUAGCAAACUAACACAGUGGGAAGACCCGCGGCUACAGAAUCCGGCAAUCACUGGGCCGGCCGUCCCCUACUCCAGAGAAUUUAAACAGAAAUACGACUAUUUCAGGAAGAAAUUGAAGAAACCUGCUGACAUACCAAAUAGAUUUGAGAUGAAGCUUCACAGAAACAGCAUCUUUGAAGAAUCCUACAGAAGGAUAAUGUCCGUGAAGAGGCCCGAUGUCCUGAAGGCCCGACUCUGGAUAGAGUUUGAAUCGGAAAAAGGCCUGGAUUAUGGCGGCGUGGCCCGCGAGUGGUUCUUCCUGUUGUCCAAAGAGAUGUUCAACCCGUAUUAUGGGCUUUUUGAAUACUCUGCUACGGACAAUUACACCCUUCAGAUAAACCCAAACUCCGGUCUUUGUAAUGAAGACCACCUCUCGUAUUUCACAUUCAUCGGGCGGAUUGCCGGCCUUGCAGUGUUCCAUGGGAAACUAUUAGAUGGUUUCUUUAUUCGCCCAUUCUACAAGAUGAUGUUGGGAAAACAGAUAACAUUGAAAGAUAUGGAGUCUGUGGAUAGUGAAUAUUACAAUUCUCUAAAAUGGAUCUUAGAGAAUGACCCCACUGAGCUGGAUCUCAGGUUCUGUAUAGAUGAAGAAAACUUCGGUCAGACUUAUCAGGUUGACUUGAAACCAAAUGGGUCAGAGAUGGUGGUGACGAAUGACAACAAGAGGGAGUACAUUGACCUCGUAAUCCAGUGGAGAUUUGUGAAUAGGGUACAAAAACAGAUGAACGGGUUUUUAGAAGGAUUUACUGAACUCAUUCCUAUUGAUUUGAUAAAGAUAUUUGAUGAAAAUGAACUUGAGCUUCUGAUGUGCGGCUUGGGAGAUGUGGAUGUAAAUGACUGGAGGCAGCACACACUGUACAAAAAUAGUUAUUGCCCGAACCACCCGGUAAUACAGUGGUACUGGAAGGCGGUGCUGCUGAUGGAUGCCGAGAAACGUAUCCGAUUGUUGCAGUUUGUAACUGGGACUUCUCGCGUGCCUAUGAACGGAUUUGCUGAACUCUAUGGUUCAAAUGGUCCUCAGCUGUUUACAAUAGAGCAGUGGGGAAGCCCGGAUAAACUGCCCAGAGCGCACACAUGCUUUAACCGUCUAGAUUUACCUCCUUACGACUCAUUUGAAGAUUUACGAGAGAAGCUUCUCAUGGCGGUGGAGAACGCUCAGGGAUUCGAAGGCGUCGAUUAGUGAUGGUCUCCCCUUAUUUUACCUUCUCGAAAUGCAUCUUUCGCUUGGAAGCUUAUGAAAUGAACAUUGCUAGUGAUGAACCAGAGACACUUGCAAAAAGAAAAAAAAAAAAGUUUCUUUUAAAAAAAACAAAAGCAAAACUCUAUUAGAAGAUAACGAGUGACAAGGAAAGAAAAAGGACAAAGGUGGCGCCGGUUGUGCCAUUGAUACAUUGUGUCAGUUUACGUAGCAAAGUCAUAUCGCUCGAUUUCACGAUUGCUACAAGUUUUUUUUUAGUUUUUUUUUUACUUUGCCUGCAGGUGUAAAUGGAAAGCAAUGGCUUCUUUGUAUGAUAAGAUUUUUCUUGGUAAGAUGGUACAUUUUUAUCUCGGACGCGGGCCGAGGAGUCACUGUGCCAAUUGUGAACCAAUUUCUGGUCUUUGAUAAAGAGCCCCUGACGCUGGUUCUGCAGUGCAGCUUUCUCAGUGCAGGCGUCUUGAGCUUACGGACUGCGGAUGGUACUUCUCCGAUCUCUACGGCAAUCGCGAGCUGUUCAUUGUAUACUUAAAUUACAUUUCAGGAGGACUUUCACUUAUUUAUGUGGUGUCGGCCCUUUAAAUUCGUAUUUUACAAACUUUCUAAUGAAUGGAACUAAUCACUUUGAAGGUAUAGUAUUACGGCCAUGUUUACUUUUAAAAAAAAUAUAAUGAUUUAGACCUAUUUUCAAAUUUUACUUCAUUAUAAUUAAAGCUCUAUACUCCAAGAAAAAAAAAA
Bufo bufo (common toad) is the source of this 4948-nucleotide messenger RNA. RefSeq names its product NEDD4 like E3 ubiquitin protein ligase (gene NEDD4L). Bases 353 to 4195 code for a protein of 1280 amino acids. NCBI's taxonomy places the organism in Eukaryota, Metazoa, Chordata, Amphibia, Anura, Bufonidae. Gene Ontology annotation, molecular function: sodium channel inhibitor activity; protein binding; ubiquitin protein ligase activity. Gene Ontology annotation, biological process: ubiquitin-dependent protein catabolic process; regulation of dendrite morphogenesis. The record is from RefSeq and is a predicted model, not a curated record. The transcript is spliced from 28 exons.